AUGGUUCUUGGAAGAGGUGUGAACAAUGGGAAUGGUAGUAGAGGUGGAGGUAGAGGAAGAAGUGGAACCACUGGUGUACUUCCUGGUGUUGUCAUUACAGAAAGAAAUCCAAACAUUGGAGUGGAUCUUGGAACAAAUAAAGGUGCAAAGAGUGGGAAGGGUAAAGAGCCAAUAGUUGGGAAAGUCAAAAUACCAAUGACAAGGUUUGGAGGUGCAGAAUCUAUAGCCCCAAGGGUGGGUCUGCCAAUACCACAGGGUUGGAGGAGAUCCACAAGGAUAGGGAAUGCCUUUUUUUGGAAUCAGGCAGCAAGUUCAUCUGCAGCAUCAUGUGGCAGUGGUAGUGGAAGUGGCAGUGCCACAAUGCCAAACACUCACAUUCCAAGGCUAGACUCCCAAGGAGCAACUUCAACACCAAGUACCCAAAGAUCUGCCACUUGAAUCAACUUUAUCUUAGGCUUAUGGCUAAACUUUAGUACUGUGUAAUGGUUAGUAAUGUGUAAUAGUUUAAGUGGUACU
Rhododendron vialii is the source of this 516-nucleotide messenger RNA. RefSeq lists its product as uncharacterized. Lineage: Eukaryota; Viridiplantae; Streptophyta; Magnoliopsida; Ericales; Ericaceae. The coding region runs from base 1 to 438 and encodes 145 amino acids. The record is from RefSeq and is a predicted model, not a curated record. The transcript is spliced from 2 exons.